This is a messenger RNA of Phycomyces blakesleeanus NRRL 1555(-), 772 nucleotides long. RefSeq lists its product as hypothetical. The record is from RefSeq and is a predicted model, not a curated record. Bases 92 to 391 code for a protein of 99 amino acids. NCBI's taxonomy places the organism in Eukaryota, Fungi, Mucoromycota, Mucoromycetes, Mucorales, Phycomycetaceae. The transcript is spliced from 3 exons.
AUGCCAUUUAGACUGUUAUUUGGAUACUGAAUAUUGAUAUUCUUCUUCUUCUUCUUAAUAAAACAGAAUAAUUAAAAGAAAUAUUGAUAACAUGUGUAUCUUGAUAGAUCGAUAUCCGGUUUUGUUUGCCUACUUCUGUAUGUCUGUGUCUGUGUCUGUGUCUGUGUCUGUGUCUGUGUCUGUGUCUGUCUGUGUUCUUCAUUUAAAGCAGUCUAAAUCGAUAACCACUGUAAAGAUGAUGGUUGAUAAGGUCGCCGAUUCAAAUGACGUGUGGGUAACUCUUUUGAUCGAUGGAAAGGAGGUCAAUGAAUCAUUGGGUUGCAAAAAAAAGAAUCCCAAACCAUGGCACAAAAUUAAGUCUAAUUCAGGAAACCAUCGUUCAAAGCCAUAAAUCAAUUCAAUCAAUCGAUCAAUAUGCACAAACACAACAAUGACAUAUCAAAUCAAGGGACCAAGCAAAGUUUAUCUGGAUCAUGAUAUGCUUUAUUGUUGGAGAUGGUCUUGAUAUGGGCUAGUUUGAGCCUAGUUGCCAAAUAGACGAAUUUCAUCAUAGACUAAGCUUGAAACAUCAAAUGAGGAUGAUCAGUCUUUCAUCAGUCUUAAUUCUCUUGAAUUUUUUCCUCUUAUCUUAUUAUCUUAUUAUCUUAUUAUCAGUUAAAUAAGGUAGAAUUUCAAUGGGAUAUUUUGCAGAAAAUUCAGGUCAAACAAGAAAAAAAAAGUGGCUGAUGAAAUCUUAAUACAGUGUUUCUACUUGACCCAUUUGCUUUAAUUU